Petromyzon marinus (sea lamprey) is the source of this 2643-nucleotide messenger RNA. It is a transcript of the gene PHAX, whose product is annotated as phosphorylated adaptor for RNA export. Gene Ontology annotation, biological process: snRNA export from nucleus. NCBI's taxonomy places the organism in Eukaryota, Metazoa, Chordata, Hyperoartia, Petromyzontiformes, Petromyzontidae. Gene Ontology annotation, cellular component: nucleus. The record is from RefSeq and is a predicted model, not a curated record.
CCCCCCCGGGCCCCGCAACGACUCCAGCCAUGGAGGUGGAGUUCGAGGAGGGGGAGCUCGCUGACUCGGACUCCGGCUCCGAGAACAACGGCAAGGCGCCACCAACUAAUAAUGGCAGCAGCGCUCAAGGCAGCAACAGCACCAAUGCGACGUUUGACGCCGGUGCUGCAGGGGGCCGCUCGUGCCCCCCUCUCAUCGACACAGCAGCCCGGUACCGCGCCACUAACAAGGGCUUUUCCAGUAAUGAUAGUGAUAGUGACUCGGAUGACGACGAGGAGCGCCUGUGGAGGAGAAAAAGGCUGAAGAACAAUAAUCAGCGGCCCCCCGUUCCGAUGGUAGCUCAGCCCAUUCCCCCAGCCAGGGGACCGGCUCGCCCGGCUUCCCGCCCUUCAGAUCAUUCCAGGAAGGUGAACAACGUCUGGGGCGCAGUGCUGCAGGAACAAUGUCAGGAUGCUGUGGCCCAGGAGAUUGGUAUUCUGGGUGUGGAGGCAGACCUGAGCAUCAGGACCCGUGAUUCUGAAAGUUACAACUACAUGUUGGCAAAAAAGAUUCGGCAAAAAGAAGAGACUCAAGAGUUGCUCAAACUAGAGGCUGAGUUGGAUGGCUAUAUGCACAAUGCGAGCAAGGAUAUGCAGUUGGCUGAGGAGCAGUGUGAGGACCUCAAGGAUGAAGCAAAUGCACAGUCCAGGGUUCAAAAGCGGAAGCGUAGGCCGGUGAAAGAACGGCUCGGUGAGAGGGCUGAAAUGGACUUUGUCGGUCGCUAUGAACUUAAAGAGGAUGAUCCAGCUGAUAGGAUAGCUGAAGAAAUUGCUUACAGGUUACGCGAAGCCAAAGAAGAUUUAAUUGUAAGAGUGGUGAACAUCAUCGGUGUUAAGAAAUCUCUCGAGCUCCUUUAUGAAACUGCUGAAAUUGAGCGGAAUGGAGGCUUGAUGAUUGUGAAUGGUACCAGAAGAAGAACCCCUGGAGGAGUGUAUCUGAAUCUUAUGAAAAGCACCCCCAGCAUCACCCAGGAUCAAAUCAAAGAAAUAUUCCACGAGGAAAAUCAGCGAGACUACGCAAGUAAAAAGGCAGCCUUGAAGCGACGGAAGCAUUUAGUGGCACGCUCAAUGAAGCGAGCGAUUCAGGGUCUGGAUCUGCAGGACCCUGAAGAUGACACUUCGCGCGAGACCUUUGCCAGCGACACCGCCGAAGCCCAGCUGGCUGCUCUGGAAGAUGUGUGCGGCCGUGAUGUACGCGCUCCAACUCCACAACCGCCUCCAAGCCCUGCCACAGGCGACUCACUCGAGCUUGAUCACCCAAACGACCUAGAACUCUUCUAACCUAACUAGAUUUCCUGAAGCUUGCUUCACAAUGUGUAUAUAUUUUACCACCUGUAGUUGUGUUUUCCUUCCUUCACCCUCCUUCAGUGUUUCCCCCGAGGCUUGUAACCUCAAGACUCAUGUCGUGUUUCCUUUGCAAACUUUUUUCAUUUCGGCAACAAUUAUACACAUUUGCCCGUAACAGUGUGCAGGAGCAGCAGAGGGUAGUAUCACUGGUACAUGAAAAUACCCAGAAAUGUCAGCAUCUAGAUGACAAGUGUACAAUUGAUUUAACCAUGUUUUUUUUUUAUGUGGUAAGGGCAUUGUUUGAUCAAAGCAAAAAAAUGCUCGAUUGUUAUAUUUGUUAUUUGAAGUGUCUUGAUGCAUACUCCAGUGUAUAUUAGUAUUCAAGUUAUGAGUUCACAUUUUCAUAAUAAUACAUUACACAUCCAUCAGUUUGUUUAAACAUGUUUCAUUUAGGGUUGCCAUGAUUUGGCAUUUUAUAUAUCGUAUGAUAUAUGACUCAAUAAUUGCAUCAUCCUUUUUUCAAAGUAUUGUUCAAUCAUGCUUAUUUUAUAUUUCUUAAAUACUGCAUUUCCUAUAAAAUGAGACAAAACUCAAUUAAAGUUAUUGAUAAAUAGCUAUUAUCGAUUCUAGAUUUGAAGCUUUCGUGACUGCAGGGAUUCAUACUCUUUGGUUUUUUCGGUAAGUCAUGUAGGUAAAAUAAAAGAAAAGAAAACUAAAUUAAAUCACGACGUUUCGGAGGCAACACAAGCUUCCGUCUUCAGGUGGAACAGUCAGCAGAAUAUCUUGUCAAGUGACACCUGAAGACGGAAGCUUGUGUUGCUUCCGAAACGUGAUUUAAUUUAGUUUUAUUUUACCUACGUGACUUUACCGAAAAAACCAAAGAGUAGCUAUUAUCCAGUUAGAGAUUUUACAAAAUAAUUUUCCCUGUAAUUCAUGGCAUGACGAUUAAGACAUUUUGUAGUUAAUUUAAAGAUUGUGUGGCUGACAGCAUGUGCCUUGUAAGCAUUAUAGAUUGUAAUCACAUGAGUUUUCAGUUUUGCUUGUAUUGAGGGAACUGCAGUUGAAGAACCCUAAGAGUAAUCUUUAGUCAUACUAGAAGUACAGCAAGGCACAAAAACAAGUGUGAAAUAGAAUUGCAUAGUUAUGGGAAACUGAUAUUGCGAUAAUCACCCUUGUAAAAUUUGAUGUCAUUGUAUUGUGAAAGAUUAUCAUGGCAACCCUAGGUGUGUAACGAUUUGGUUCAUUUACAUGUACAUGUCAUAACACAUCUAAAAGAAAAAUGUUUUAGAAAUUGUAAUAAAUAAUGCGAUGUACUAAA